GAACAAUAUAAAAGAGCUGGUGUCCUUUUCUUCCUCAUCUCCUUGAUCCUUGGUCCAUUUGAUCCCUUUUGGCCACUCUCCACUCGCCUGUAGGAUGUCUUAUCAAUGCAAGCAACGCUGCCUCCCGCCUCCCAUAUUCCUCAAAGGGAACUCCAUCAAGUGCGCGGAAGUGUGCGCCCCAAGAAGUAAAUCCCCUUGCAGAGGCGCCUGCUCCUCAGACACUUGCGGAAGCGCAUGCGCCCCCGCGAAGGAUCCAUGCUGCGCCCCAUGCCAACCCGUGUGUUGCGACCCAUGCGUCAGCAAGAUUGAGAAGUGCCCGGAUCCAUGCUGUGGUGGCACCGUCGCCAAGACAGAGAUAUGCAAAAGCCCAUGUGUCAGCGUCUGUCCCGUGCCAUGCCCGCCGGAGCCAGUGAUAUGCAAAAGCCCGUGUGCCAGUGUUUGCGAUGCCACGUGCGAGGAAGUGACUUGUGGCUGCCAAGGCCAAUCUGGUGUCUGCCAGCCUCAGUCAUGCUUCCCGUUCUGCAUUGCGCCUUGCCAGGGCCAGUCUUGCGUGCCUUUUUGCGGCAACCCUUGCCAGGGGCAGUCUUACAUCCCGGUCUAUAUCCCAGGCUGUGGAGUUGUUUUGGUGCCACAAAGCUGCCUGAAUCCAUGCGCCGGCUCCUGCCCAUGUGCCGGCUCCUGCCCGUGGUCGUCUUCCUGUUGCCAACCCUCUUGCUGCUGUCCGGUGCCAUCCUGUUGCAACUCAUCCUGCUGUUCGCAGCCCGCUUCCUGUGCCAAAUGCUCGUGCGGUUCGUGUUCCAAGAAACAGAAUUCCUAAUGCUCUGGAAAUCCCAAAUUCGUAUCAUCACAGAACGAUACGGUUUUGAGUCCCUUUUCGCCGUCUUCUCCAUCUCUCCCUGAGAUUUGCAGUUUCACAAAGGGGGACUCAGAGCAGCUAACAUAGGCAGCAAUUCGAUGCCACAUCAGUAUAACAAUCACAUCGGUAUGAAACAUCAAUACAUAAAUAGUAAAAACAAUUAGUUAUAUCAUCACCCAAUCGCAUAAUCACAUAAUCCGUUUCCAAAUUAUCGUUAACAGUCAUCAAGUCCAGUUCCAUGUUCAAUGUGCUGCUAUACCCACUAGCCAAAGGCGUGGUUCCAUAACCACGAUUUUAGUUUUUUCCUGAAGGAAAGGAGGGAGUGAAUUCCACAAGCGGGGGGUCACUACUGAGAAGGCCCUGUCCCUCGUCCCCACCAGCCGGUGGGACCGAGAGCAGGGCCUCCCCGGCAGAUCUUAGACGACGAGGUGGAAUGUA
Messenger RNA from Anolis sagrei ordinatus, 1294 nucleotides. RefSeq names its product keratin-associated protein 9-7-like. The record is from RefSeq and is a predicted model, not a curated record. Lineage: Eukaryota; Metazoa; Chordata; Lepidosauria; Squamata; Anolidae.